Molecule: messenger RNA, 1981 nt
Organism: Python bivittatus (Burmese python)
Lineage: Eukaryota; Metazoa; Chordata; Lepidosauria; Squamata; Pythonidae
Product: putative G protein-coupled receptor 34
Biological process (GO): G protein-coupled receptor signaling pathway
Cellular component (GO): membrane
Molecular function (GO): G protein-coupled receptor activity; oxysterol binding
Source: RefSeq, a predicted model, not a curated record
AAUUUUCAUACGCUGUAACCUAGUCAACCACAUCUUUAUCUUUGCUGACAGAGCUUUAGAGCUCCACAGGCUGAACAUGUUUUAAGAAAUUCUCAGAAGAGACUUUGAAAAGCAGCGUGAAAGCCAAGCUGUGAACUCAGUCCUCAUCAGGGUGAACGUCUGAAUGGAGCAGCCAAGAGGUAUGGGUAUCCGUUCCUCUCUUGGUGAGAACCCCAGAAAUGGAUCCAACCUAUCUAAUGAAUCCACAUGUGGAAUCCAGGAUGACUUUCUUACGGAGACCCUGCCUGCAGUGUACUCGAUCAUUGCCAUCGUUGGUUUCAUCAGCAACUUCCUGGCCCUCUGGGUGUUCAGUUUUGGCUCUCUGAAGACAAACUCCAUCACAGUGUACAUGAAACACCUUGCAAUCGCUGACCUCUUCCUUGCCCUCUGUUUGCCCUUCCGGGUGGCUUAUCAGAAGCACAGCGGUCCUCCCGCUCUCUGCAAAAUGAUAGGUGUUAUCUUCUAUGUCACCAUGUAUGUCAGCAUUUUCCUUCUCAGCUUGAUCAGCCUGGACCGCUACUUCAAAAUUAUCAAGCCCCUUCAACAGUUCCGAAUCCACACUGUGCCAUUCAGCACUGCCAUCUCUGGGGUGGUGUGGCUGAUCUGCAUUGCCACAAUGCUGUGCUUCCUUUUGAAUAGCAGUGAAGCUGGGCCCUGUGGCCACAAGUGCUUCCAUUUCAAGUACAGAAGCAACACUGGAGGCGUACUCAAUAUGACAGCAGUCACCAUUUUUUUCCUUUUGCUGUUAUUUUUUCUCUAUUCCUAUGGCAAAAUCUCGCUCAGACUCCAUGCAGUAUCUUUAAAGAAAACGCAGCAGCACAGUAAGAAGAUGAGCACCAGAGCUGUAAUAAAGACUUUUGUAGUCUUGGUUGUCUUCAUCAUAUGCUUCGUCCCCUACCAUAUGGUUCGAAUACCCUACAUCCUUGCCCAAGUGAGGAUCAUUUCUGAGCAGAACAUACAGCCCCUCCAUCUUGCAAACGAAUUGGUUCUUUGCAUUUCAACCCUCAACUGUUGUUUUGACCCUGUGAUUUUUUUCUUUCUGUCCAGCAGUUUCAAGAAGUCCCUGUUGGAUACCACCCUUGGAAAGCUAAAGUGGGCUUCUCAGAAUAAUCAAAGAGCAUUAUAUGUCAGAUAAUCCAUUAGAGACUUCAGGGUCCAAGAGAGUUGAGUUGCAUAACUAGGAUGAACUUCUGGAUCUUAGAUCUUUGUGCUAGAUCAGCCUUCCUCAAGAUGGUGACUACCAGAAGUUGAUGGAUUCCAAAGAUUAAAAGCCCUAGUUAAGGAUUUCUAAUCCAAGAACUCCAGAAGACAUCAGGGCACAGAAAGCAGGCUUAGACAUCAUAUAGUUAAGAUGCUGAUAUAUUUUAAAAGGAGACAGAAGCCAAUGAUGGUAUUUUUAAUCUCUAGUGGGGAUGCGCAUAUUGUUUUUUUCUGAGAAGAAUGUAGACAAAACGAACAGGAAAGAGGAGGAAUAUUAAACAUGAUUUGUGAGAGAAAGCAAAACUGACAAAUUUUGUAUGCCUAGGCAGAGAAUGCAUUGCUCUUAAAAUAGUUUGUCUAUUUUAAGUCAAGCUGUUCUUUCCAUCUUAAAAAUGUUAUUUAUGUUUGGGCAAAAUCUGUUCUGAUUCUACUUCUGCCUUCUGAGGAAACAGGAACACGGCGGCCUUCAUCUUCUGCAUGACAGCUUUUCUGACACCUUUUAGCAAAACUGGGAACUGUUGAAAUGCAUUGUCUCUCUUGGCUUCUUUGUAAACUAAAUUUUCUACAUAUUCCUCUUUAGAUUAAGCAAAGAAAAGAAAUUUCGUGCAAGUCCUAUUUGCUUACAAUAACCCUUUAAACAUUAGCAGUAACAAUUAACAAUUUUUACUGUAAACCGCCCAGGGUCACUCAUUGAAUGAAAUGGGCGAUGACUAAAUUUGAAAUAUAAAUAAAUAAAAAUAAA